ACGCAGACUACAUCGAACAAUCUCUGGGCUUUCGAUAUGGAUGAGCACGAAUCAGGAAUGGAAAUGAUGCUUUCUGCAAUGAAUUCUCCACUUGAUGAUGAUCUCCCAUGGCAGUUUGAUGAUCAAAUAAUCAAGGAAAAUGAUAGGCUCGACUCUGCAGCACAAAGUCCGUCGUCUAGCCUUUUCUCCGAUUUUGACGACGCCUGCACAUCAUCAUUUGCAUCGUCGCUCUCCUCACCCACUUUUGCAACAUCUUCUGAAUCAGGAACGAGUUCGCUGUCCUCUUUCGAUAUGAUGAUGAGCAUGUUCCCUGAUCCAACACGUCCGACUGUGAGCGAUGAUCGAAUGGCUCCUCCGGCGGCUACUGUGCGAAAAAACGUUGUCGUCCGAAGACGUCCCCGUGAGUGUUCAAUGGUUUGCUGGUUGUUCAGAACAUUACUGACAUCCGAAUAUCGAGCUUUGCCAGCCAAUGCAAUUUUUGAAAUUUUUGAAGAAACUAUGCAACAAUCCACAGCUGGAAGCGCCCGUCAUUAUCGAGACUCAAUUCGUCACUGUUUAAUGACUUCUGCUGUUUUUGUACGCGUUCUGACCCCGAAUCCACGCAAGGAUUUUCUUGUGAUGAAUGAACAAGGAUCAUGGUGGACAGUACAUCCAGACUGCGAAAUGGCCUGUGCUGAGCAUGUGUUUCGAAGUGGAUCUGCACAUCGUUGUCCUCCACAAGCAUCGAUUCCUGCAUAUUAUGCGAGAGUUCGAAUGGAAGAGACAAAAGCUGCAAGCUCUGGAAAUUCAACAGCUGGUCCAAUAAGAGCCACAUUUGGAUAUCAGUCAGCUUCAUCGUCGGAAUGCUCAUCUACAUCAUCGUCUUCUGCAUCGUCACCGGCUCCAUCAGUUAAUGUUCGAAGAUUUGAUCCUAUUCGAAAAGUGACUUAUGGAACGAUGAACGGUGGACAACGAGUAUCUUAUAAAGCGUUCUCUUCAGGAUACCCUCAAAAAGUCACACCUCAACCGACACUUCUGAAUCCUCGUUCAAUUCUUCUGAAUGAUAUUGCAGUAGAUCACGAAGAAGUCGUAUGAACUCAAUCAAGAAGAUUGCCAUGCAAAUGAAAUGAAACGGGAAAUUUAAAUGUGCCAAAAAAAGCUUUCCAAGUUAUCUCUCCCCUUGCAGCAAUGCAUUUCUAGUUAUCUCUGUAAUUUCUUUUUAGACCCCUCAAUAAUUUAAAAAAAAAUCAUUCUCAAACGAUGAAAGAAAACUUAAAAAAUUCACAAUUUCUCAAAUCUCAUAAUACGGUGAUCCAUGUCUUAUCUCUUCUGUACCAGAAGUUCUCCCCUCUUUAAUAUUUCUCCCACUCUCAAAUUCAUGUCCAAUAGUUUCAUCUUCCAUUCUUUUUCUAAUGUCCUUAAUUACAACUAUCAGAGUAUCGGUUGUGUGUGCGAGUGUUUUUUUUUUCGUAAAUUUAGUCCCCCAGUUAAGAAUAGAUCAUUAUAAUAUGCACCCUCUCCAAAAAUCCCCUUACGGUCCAAUUUUUUAAAUCCAAGUGUUGUUCUACUAAUAAAAAUCCAGAUUUCUU
Messenger RNA from Caenorhabditis elegans, 1568 nucleotides. RefSeq names its product Fork-head domain-containing protein (gene C34B4.2). Lineage: Eukaryota; Metazoa; Nematoda; Chromadorea; Rhabditida; Rhabditidae. Bases 37 to 1074 code for a protein of 345 amino acids. Gene Ontology annotation, cellular component: nucleus. Gene Ontology annotation, biological process: regulation of DNA-templated transcription. Gene Ontology annotation, molecular function: DNA binding; sequence-specific DNA binding; DNA-binding transcription factor activity. The transcript is spliced from 8 exons. The record is from RefSeq and is marked reviewed.